Messenger RNA from Monopterus albus (swamp eel), 2336 nucleotides. RefSeq names its product SPARC-like protein 1. The coding region runs from base 161 to 2227 and encodes 688 amino acids. NCBI's taxonomy places the organism in Eukaryota, Metazoa, Chordata, Actinopteri, Synbranchiformes, Synbranchidae. The record is from RefSeq and is a predicted model, not a curated record. The transcript has 11 exons. Gene Ontology annotation, molecular function: protein binding; calcium ion binding; collagen binding. Gene Ontology annotation, biological process: anatomical structure development.
CAAAAAAGCUUGCAGCCUGCCAGUUUGUGUGCACAGCUGUCUUGAAUACAGAAGACCAUCUUCACAGGUUCAGCACAGGCACAUACUGGUGUUUUUGUGGGAUUCUCAUUUGUCUUGCAGCUGCCAACCUCAGAAUUGAAACUAUUUCGGUGUUUUAGGUAUGAGGGCCUGCUUAGUUUUCCUUUGCUUAUUGGCAGCCACACUUGCCCUGUCUGUAAAAAGUAAACACCUUAGAAAACAUCAUGGAGUGCGUAAGACCUCAAAUACAGCCAAAUUAAAGAUUAAGGACGUUAUCAGAGGGGAAGCCAGCCUGCCAAACAUCUUACCCACUUUAGUCACAUUUGAGGCCAGCAACCAGGAGCAGGAAGAUGAGGAGUUUAGCACUGAGGGAAAUGCAAGCCGUAACAAGGAGGGUGAAGAAUUUGAGGUGACCGGAAGAAACGAGAAAAGCACUGCAGUCCUGUUGAGUGAGGAGGAACUACUAGACCUCCUGAAGAAAGAGGCAGAAGAAGAGGAAGAAGUGGAAGAACAAGAGCCAGGUAAAGAGGAAGUGGAGCCACACAACGGCAAGAUGGAGUCUGGUGAGGCUGUGGGGAGCGAUGAGGAUGAGGAAGCUGUGGGAAAGGACAAGUUGCAUGUCAACUUGGAAAUGGAGGAAGAUGCUAAUGAAGUAACAGAUGAGGAGGAAGAGAAAAAAGAGAGUGUGGAAGAUGAAGUAGAGGAGGAGGUGGAGAAGAUGUCACACAAGAACGAGAAGGAAGAGAUUCUCAGCAAAAUGGCUGACACAGAAGAGAAAGUUGCACUACUAGAAGAAAUAGAAGGCAGCACAGAGUCAGAGAUCCAAGCUGAGCUUGAUUAUGCUGAUGGUGGCAUCUUACAACCAAUACAGAUUGUAUCUACUAAAGAAAAAUCCCACACUGAUGAGAUCCAGCCUGUUUCUAAAACUGAUGUUCCAGAUGUUCAAAAGAAGGAAACCAGUGAGAAAGAGCAGCCCACCAUAGCUAAUGACUAUGAACAAGACAUACAAAACACUGAGGUAGCAGAGAGCAAAGAGGCAUCUGAUCAGGAGAAGAUACAAGAAGACAAAAAUGACAAGGACAAAGAUUCACAAACUAAAUUUAAAGAAACAAGUCCAGCUGUGGAUCAUCUAGAACCAAAGAGCAGUACAGAGCUCAAAUCAAGAUCUCAGGUGGCUGAAACAGAGGAAGAGAAAAAUAAGAAUGACAGUGGAAGUCACACUAAGAGAAAGAGAAGGAAACAAAAGAAGAACAAGAGAGCGAGGAGUCAUUCUCCACAAAGGGAGGAAACACAAUCUGGACAGAACCAGGGCCAACGGGAUCCUCAGGAGUCUGAGAGUAGCCACACUGACAAUGCAGUCCAGAAAGCAAAGAGGAGAAGGGCAGGAAAAUGGGGCCCAUUAGUAGGAAUGAAUCCAGUGCAGAUAAAAGCUACUGUGGAUCUCUACCCCAGCUCCAGGCCCUCUGUUGGUGGAGGCAUUCAUCACCCAGAAGCCCCUGUUGACCCAUGUGACAAUUUCCGCUGCAAACGUGGAAAGACAUGUAAACUCGAUGCAGACAAAAAGCCAGGUUGUGUGUGUCAGGAACCGUCACAAUGUCCUCCCAGUGUGAACGAGUUUGAUCAUGUUUGUGGGACAGACAACAAAACCUAUGAUACAUCAUGUGAACUCUUUGCUACUAAAUGCAGCCUGGGGGGCACCAAGAGAGGGCGCAGACUCCAUCUGGACUACACUGGGCCGUGCAAAUUAAUAUCUCCAUGUGUGGACACUGAGCUGGUCCAGUUCCCUCUCCGAAUGAGGGACUGGCUGAAAAAUGUGCUGCUGCAGCUCUAUGAGUAUGACUCCACGUCCCCUGGCUUCCUCACUCCUAAACAGCGUUAUAGAGUGACAAAAAUCUUUGAGAGUGAGCGGCGCCUUCGUGCUGGUGAUCACUCCGUUGAGCUCCUCGCACUAGACUUCGAGAAGAACUACAACAUGUACAUCUAUCCAGUGCACUGGCAGUUUGCUCAGCUGGACCAACACCCAUCUGACAGGUUCUUGUCCCACUCUGAGCUGGCCCCACUCAGGGUCCCUCUGGUGCCAAUGGAGCACUGCACCUCCCGCUUUUUCCAGGAGUGUGAUGCAGACAGGGACAAACAGGUGUCCUUUAAGGAGUGGACUUCCUGUUUUGGCAUCAAGAAUGAGGAUAUGGAUAUCAACCUGCUUUUCUGAGCUUCUUUAUGUACUUCAUCUACUACACAAGCUUAUGGGAGCUGCUCCCAUAGUGCACCUCGAGACAGAAACUUUGUAAACCUCUGUUUUAAAAGGAAUUUAAAAAAAA